Molecule: messenger RNA, 1700 nt
Organism: Sceloporus undulatus (fence lizard)
Lineage: Eukaryota; Metazoa; Chordata; Lepidosauria; Squamata; Phrynosomatidae
Product: acidic mammalian chitinase-like
Exons: 10
Coding region: 130-1311 (393 amino acids)
Biological process (GO): carbohydrate metabolic process; chitin catabolic process
Cellular component (GO): extracellular region
Molecular function (GO): chitinase activity; chitin binding
Source: RefSeq, a predicted model, not a curated record
AGUUGUGUAUAUUCUUUCACUUCCAGUCUGCUGGGUUCCUAUAAAGCUGAUUCAGAGCAACAGCACAGGCACAUCACAGUAAAGGAAGCAGGGUUCUUGUUGUGGUCUAGUAGUUUGGAACACACCAGGAUGAGUGGAACAGUCAUAUGGACCGGUGUAGUUGCACUGAUAUGUCUACAACAUGUUUCUACCUUUAAGCUGGUUUGCUAUUUCACCAACUGGUCUCAGUACCGGGAAACCGCAGGACGCUUUGUCCCAGAUGACAUUGAUCCAGAUCUCUGCACCCACAUCAUUUAUGCUUUUGCCAACAUAAAAGACAAUCAGAUUGUCACCACUGAGUGGAAUGACAUGAGCACGUAUGAGAGUAUCAACAGUCUUAAAAGCAGAAAUCCCAGACUGAAAACUCUUCUCUCUAUUGGAGGAUAUUUGGGAUCCAAGUCCUUUAGAAAUGUAACAAAAUCUCCUGCCACACGCUCAGAAUUUGUGGCAUCAGUGGUGCAGUUUCUUCGGGAAAACAGUUUUGAUGGCUUGGAUCUUUCUUGGCAAUACCCAGAACAGAGUGAUAGAAGACGUUUGGCUAACCUGGUUAAGGACCUAUAUUACGCAUUUGUAACAGAGGCUCAGAACAAUCCAGGUAUGGAAAAACUCCUACUGAGUGUUGCAGUUCCAGCUGGAAAGGAAGCCAUUGAUAAAGGCUAUGAUAUUAUGAAGAUCUCAAGUUCUGCAGAUUUCCUUAAUUUCUUGACCUUUGAUUUCCAUGGUUACUGGAAAGAUGGCAGUCACAAGUACACAGGGCAUACAAGUCCCCUUCAGAAGGGGAAAGCUGACAGUGGAACUGCAUCGUCUUAUAAUGUGGAUUAUGCAAUAAAAUAUUUAAUAAGUAAGGGUGCUCCAGCUGAGAAGAUCAUCAUGGGAAUCCCCACAUAUGGGCAGACUUUCACUCUUUCUUCCACGCAAACUGUGGUCGGUGCUGUGGCAUCUGGUCCAGGGACACCUGGUGCUUUCACAAAAACGGAAGGAAUUCAGGCAUAUUAUGAGAUCUGCAGUUUUAAUCAUGGUGCCAAGAAAGUAUGGAUCGAUGAGCAAGCAGUUCCUUAUUCUUACAAAGGAAACCAGUGGGUAGGAUAUGAAGAUGUGGCAAGCGUUCAGAUUAAGGUUCAGUACAUGAAAAAUAACCAUUUGGGAGGCAUUAUGAUUUGGGCACUUGACCUAGAUGAUUUUUCAGGUUCUUUCUGCAAUGAGGGAAAAUACCCUCUUCUUGGAGCUGUAAAAAAAGAGCUGGAUAAAGAAGAGCCCAUUUCUGUAAAAUAAUAAUCUUGAAUAUUAAGAGAACCUUCAGGAUACAAGGAAUCUUUAUGUUUGUAUUGUAGGAAAUGAAUAGAAAUAACCAAAUUGCCAUAUUGGAAGCAUGAUGACGGUUCCAUGUUUCUUAAAUGCUAUAAAACAGACAACUAUGGUUAAUUUUGUGUGAUUCUGUGAUUAAUAUGGUUCUAUCCUUACUCAUUCGGUGUAAUGGACUGAAGGCAUUAAUUCCUCCUACCACUUCCUGUGCUGCUGCAUUCUUUUGUCUGGGUUUCUGGGUUUGGUUUAUUAUUAUUAUUAUUAUUAUUAUUAUUAUUAUUGAAGAUGUUUCAUUGUGAUCACACGCUAGAUAUUAGGCUGCAUGUAUUGGUUUUUAAAUAUAUACCUAAUGGUUUCAA